Messenger RNA from Periophthalmus magnuspinnatus, 3273 nucleotides. RefSeq names its product carbohydrate sulfotransferase 3-like. Gene Ontology annotation, biological process: N-acetylglucosamine metabolic process; carbohydrate metabolic process. NCBI's taxonomy places the organism in Eukaryota, Metazoa, Chordata, Actinopteri, Gobiiformes, Gobiidae. Gene Ontology annotation, molecular function: chondroitin 6-sulfotransferase activity; N-acetylglucosamine 6-O-sulfotransferase activity. The transcript is spliced from 3 exons. Gene Ontology annotation, cellular component: Golgi membrane. The coding region runs from base 270 to 1589 and encodes 439 amino acids. The record is from RefSeq and is a predicted model, not a curated record.
GUGAGUUUACGCGCGCGGGAUGAACAUGGAGACUCAGGACGGACACUGUGCGCGUUUGGAGAGGUUUGGAGCGCGUCUGGAUCAACUCAGGGACCAAAUGGAGACUUUACGCAGCGCGGAUGUGCAGAAUGGAGGAGACUGACCUGGUGAACGUUACAACUCCACAUCACACAGACAGACCACACUCACCCAUCUGAAAACACUGCAGUACUUUAUGCAGUACUUUAUGCAGUACUUUGGGCAGUACUUUGGGCAGUAGUACUCUGAGGAUGAGGUUCAAAUACUCCAUCCCCGUGGUGUUUGUGCUGGCGCUGGUCAUCAUCGAGAAGGAGAACAAGAUCAUAUCCAGGGUGUCGGACAAACUCACCUUGAAGCAGCCCCAGCUCCUCCUCCCUCCCGACUCCGCCCUCCAGAUCCCGCCGAAGCCAAACCAAAAUGGCUCCCUGACCUUUCACCCCAGGACGAGCGCUCCCGUUUUCACCCUGAUGAAACGACGCCUGGAAAACUACAGUUCCCACCUGAACUCGCCCAAGGCCAAAUCCAAACAAAAACACAUCCUGCUGCUCGCCACCACGCGAACCGGCUCCUCGUUUGUCGGGGAGUUUUUCAACCAACAGGGAGACAACAUGUUUUAUCUGUUCGAGCCGCUUUGGCACGUCGAGAAGAUGCUAACGCUGGAAGGCGGCGGUACGAACGCCACGGCCUCUGCUAAGGCGUACCGCGACGUCCUGCAACAGCUGUUUCAAUGUGACUUUUCGCUGCUGGAGAGUUUUAUAGAGCCACUUCCUGUUGAUCACGUCACGACGAAUCUCUUCCGACGGUGGUCCAGCAGCUCGUUGUGCGCGGAAUCCGUUUGCAGCCCGUUCGUCCAAGGAGAUUUCGAGAAAUUUCACUGCAAGACAAGGAAAUGCGGACCGCUGAAUUUAACCAUGGCGUCGCAGUCCUGCUUGCAGAAAGAUCACAGAGCGAUCAAAUCAGUCCGCGUACGCCAACUGGAGACGCUACGACCGUUAGCGGAAGACCCGAGCCUGGACGUAAAGUUUAUCCAGCUUGUGCGCGACCCGAGAGCGGUGCUAGCAUCUCGAAUGGUCGCGUUUGAAAAAUACAAAAACUGGAAAGAAUGGGCGACGCAAGGGAACGUUCCUUUAGACGACGACGAAGUUCGAAAGCUAAAGGGAAACUGCGAUAAUAUCCGGAUGUCGGCGCAAAUCGGGCUAAAACGACCCAAAUGGCUACGCGGGCGCUACAUGCUAGUCCGCUACGAGGACAUAGCGAGGUUCCCGAUGAGGAAAGCGACGGAGAUGUACGAGUUUGCCGGGAUUCCGUUCACGCCGCAGGUGAGGUCGUGGAUUGUGAGAAACACGCAGGUCUCGCAAAACGAAGCUAGCGGAGUGUACUCUUUGCAAAGGAACUCGUCGGAGCACGUGGAAAAAUGGCGGUUCAGUUUGCCGUUCAAAAUAGCGCAGGUCGUGCAGAGAGUUUGCCGACCGACGUUGAAACUGUUUGGAUACAAAGUGGUGAACAGUGAAAAGAUGCUAACGGACAGAUCGAUUAGCUUAAUAGAAGAUAAGGCGUUCGGCUCCUUAUGAACUUUACAGAACGGACUUAACGUAUUUAUAAUGGUGUUGCUUGUUUAGAUUUAUUUAAAAACUGUAUUUACUGUGCACUGCGUAACUUUCCAGAUGGAGGUUACAGCUCAUGCUUGUCUCUACGCUUAUUACUGUGCCUGGAAUGUCCCACAGGAGAGCUUUAAACCACAGACUGUAUAACGAAGUGACUGAGCGAGUGUGACGUCAUCCGCAGCGUUCGGCUCCAAAUGAAGCUCAUCGAGGCUAGCAGUUAUAGCGGCUAAUCUGGAGUCGAGUUCCAUAUUUGGAAUUCCGACCUCGAAUAUCAUAGCAACCAAAGAGCCAAUCAGGAGCGAGGCUGUUGAAGGUAACGCAGCUAUGAGGUAACUAAUGACCGCUAAGUCAUUUUGCCGACUUUAAGUUUUAAAUUAAUGAUGUUUUGUUUUUGUUUUAUUUUUCUUUUGGACUGAAAACAACCGUGUUAUGGAUAUUAGUUAGCUUGUUAGCCUCCGUGAUGUUAACGUCCGCAAUGUUAGCCUCCACGAUGUUAGCAUCCGUGGUGUUAGCCUCUGCGAUGUUAACGUCCACAAUGUUAGCCUUCGUGAUGUUAGCCUCCAUGUUGUUAGCCACCAUGAUUUUAGCCUCCGCGAUGUUAGCAUCUGUGGUGUUAGCCUCUGUGAUGUUAGCCUCCAUGAUGUUAGUCUCCCUGAUGUUAGCCUCCACGAUGUUAGCCUCCACGAUGUUAGCCUCCGCAAUGUUAGCCUCCAUUAUGUUAACUUCCACAGUGUUAGCCUCCGUAAUGUUAGCCUCUGUGUUGUUAGCCUCCGUGAUGUUAGCCUUCCUGAUGCUAGCCUUUGUGAUGUAAGCCUCCCUGAUGUUAGCCUCUGUGUUGUUAGCCUCUGUGAUGUUAGCCUCUGCGAAGUUAGCCUCCGUGAUGUUAGCCUCCGUGAUGUUAGCCUCAGUGAUGUUAGCCUCUGUGAUGUUAGCCUCUGUGAUGUUAGCCUCUGUGAUGUUAGCCUCCCUGAUGUUAGCUUCUGUGAUGUUAGCCUCCAUGAUGUUACCCUCUGUAAUGCUAGCUUCUGUGACGUUAGCCUCCGUGACGUUAGCCUCCGUGAUGUUAGCCUCCGUGAUGUUAGCCUCCGUGAUGUUAGCCUCCGUGAUGUUAGCCUCAGUGAUGUUAGCCUCCGUGAUGUUAGCCUCCGUGAUGUUAGCCUCCCUGAUGUUAGCCUCCGUGAUGUUAGCCUCCCUGAUGUUAGCCUCCCUGAUGUUAGCCUCUGUGAUGUUAGCCUCCAAACUCUUUCUGAAAAGUCAAAUGUGAAUGUGGAAUCUGAAGUGGGCGUGUCCGUUGAGCUCCGUAACAUCACCAUGGAGACAGGCUGGUGACUCUCUCUCAAAGUUACACAGUGCAGCUUUAAGCCUCUGUGAUGUUCCUCUGGCUCGUGGGCGUCGUUGUUUUCGUCCGUUUUUGCACUCGUGUUUGAGGAAAGGGCACAAAGUUCCGAGACCAGAUAAGCUGCUUCCUGGAAUUUCAUUUGGGAAAAACCGAAAGUGGCAACGCCAAAGAAAACUUGAAAUGUACCGGGAUAAAAAAAAAAAGUAUUUGUGGACCACACUGGACCAGACCGAGACGAUGAGGUUUAUGUGGGUGAAGCGUUUCAACUGUUUUAUAAUGAAAACGUUUAAAUAAAUAAAUGUAAAAUUCACA